AUGAAUCAUUUUAUCGAACAGUUGAGGCAAGGAAAUGUCGAAGUGCUGAACGUAAAUCUUAAUGAAAAUGGUCCUCUAAUUGCAUCACUACAGAAUGAACUUCAUUCUCAAUACAAUAAUAUAAAGCUAGAACAGUUAGUGGAGGGCUUUAAACUUUAUAAUGGAAGCUGGACAAGGUUUAACAUUAUGUUAAAGAGUUUUUUGAGGUACUGUCGAGAUGUCAACCCAUGGUCAUUGUGGGAGUCUUCUGACCUCAUAUAUGCAUUUUAUCAAGACCUGAGUAACUGCCUUUUGAAUGACACAUAUCCGCUAGAAAAUCUUGUACAGCUCUUCAAAGAUGUUACUGAUUGGUUACUUCCAAUGUCAAUACAAUUGGACGCUAACUAUGCUUCGAAUGGUACCAGGAAAAACCAGUUCUUACAGCAUGUUGCAUCUGUUAUUUCCAGAGUUUUCAACAGCAUUAAAGCAAGAGUAGAUGAAUCUCCAACUGAAUUCCAUGCUCUUUCUGCCAAACAACAGAGUUUGCUUUAUGUGGCUAACAAGUUGAAUAAUAUUUAUUUUCGUCUGGACUCUCCAUCAUCAUGUGCGAAUAUAUUUAAAAAUAUAAAGCCUAAGUCGAUGCUGGAGCAUUUUCAUCAGUAUCCUAUCAAGGAGCGCAUAGAGUACAGGUACUUGCUUGGGAGAUAUUAUUUACUAAAUCAUCGCAUAAGUGACGCUUUUCACCAACUAAACAGUUCCUACCGUAUGCUCCACUUUCUAGCCAUGAAUUCUUCUGCACCUUCACAUGAAUUAGUGCGUAACAUGGUACGUGUAAUGCGAUACUUAAUACCAGCAGGUAUUAUAUUGGGUAAGGUUCCUUCUUUUACGUUCGUUGACCAGAUCGCUCCCGAUCUUAGCCAUUUAUACACUAAGUUGAUCCAAAAGAUCAAAACCGGGCACGUAGCCGGCAUUAACGAAUGGCUUUACACAAAUGAGGACUAUCUGCGAAGAAAAAGACUAUUUAUAGCCAUUCUAGAGAAAGUACCAAUCUUGGCCUAUCGUAAUCUGCUCAAGCAAGUCGUCCAGCUCACAAUUCUUCCAGCCGAAAGUAACAGGAUAUCUUACGAAACUAUGGAGACCGCACUGAGGGUUUCGCUACACGGCUCUCAACCACAAGAUGGACUGCCAUUGAUGUACAGUAUAAUCCAUACCACUGACAAUGCAGAGAAUGUCUUAGUCACCCUCAUCAACCACAGUUUCUUUCGCGGUAACUGCUUCCCACUUAACAGGAUGUGCAUCACAAUGAAGACCAACAACAUAAAUGACAUUUUCCCUCCUAUUAGUGAUAAAAUUGCAGCCAAGUUUCCAUUGAAUAGCGAGGAUGCAUGGUUAGAUACGUGA
Eremothecium sinecaudum is the source of this 1380-nucleotide messenger RNA. It is a transcript of the gene THP1, whose product is annotated as Thp1p. Gene Ontology annotation, molecular function: RNA binding; double-stranded DNA binding. Gene Ontology annotation, biological process: poly(A)+ mRNA export from nucleus; post-transcriptional tethering of RNA polymerase II gene DNA at nuclear periphery; transcription elongation by RNA polymerase II. Gene Ontology annotation, cellular component: transcription export complex 2. The transcript has a single exon. The record is from RefSeq and is a predicted model, not a curated record. The coding region runs from base 1 to 1380 and encodes 459 amino acids. Lineage: Eukaryota; Fungi; Ascomycota; Saccharomycetes; Saccharomycetales; Saccharomycetaceae.